Zymoseptoria tritici IPO323 is the source of this 870-nucleotide messenger RNA. RefSeq lists its product as uncharacterized. The transcript has a single exon. NCBI's taxonomy places the organism in Eukaryota, Fungi, Ascomycota, Dothideomycetes, Mycosphaerellales, Mycosphaerellaceae. The record is from RefSeq and is a predicted model, not a curated record. Gene Ontology annotation, molecular function: FMN binding. The coding region runs from base 1 to 870 and encodes 289 amino acids.
AUGUACGAUGCCGAAAAGGCCAUCAAGCGGAACCCUCACCCGGACUUCAAGAAAGUCGAAGCAUCCCGCCCAGACUGGGACUCCGCCGCAGAAUGGCACUACACGAAAACCAAGAACCCAUCCUGGAAAGCCGGUCAAGGCGCCAACGACAACGGCGAAUCCCUCAAGAAGAAACACAUCGAAAUCGACCCGUAUGAAGAAGGUCGUCCGGCGACUUUCAACUACAAACUGCUCAUCUCGGCCAUCAUUCCUCGUCCCGUGGGGUUCCUCUCCACCCGCUCCGCAGAUGGCAGUAGUACCAAUCUCGCUCCUUUCUCGUACACGCAAAUGGUGAACCACGAUCCUCCCGUCUUCAUCGUCGGUUUUGCAGGCGGAAUGGCGCAGGCGAAGGAUACGUUGAAGAACUUGCUGGAGAGCAAAGAGUGCACGAUCAACAUCAUCUCCGAGCACUACCUCGAAGCCGCCAACGCUACGUCGGUCAACGCACCCUUUGGCGUAUCCGAGUGGGCGCUAACUGGGUUGACUCCGGCGGAAAGCUCGCAGGUCAAACCCAGCCGUGUCAAGGAGGCCGUCUUUUCCGUGGAAGGGAAGUUGAUGAACACGCAAGAAUUCGAGAGCAGAGCUACGGCGGGGAAGAAGACGGGUGUCUUGGCUGUGAUUGAAGGUGUCAGGUUCUGGGCGAGAGAGGAUGCGAUCAAUGAGGAGAAGAAUCUGAUUGAUCCGGCGGUGUUGAGGCCUAUUGCGAGGUUGGGUGGAAUCACGUAUUCGAGGGUGUUGUCCGGAAUUGAGAUUCCGAGACCGGAUUGGGAGGAGAUGAAGAAAGAUGCGGAGCCGGCUGGGUUGGUGCAGAGUAAGAAGGAGGGUCAGUGA